AUGGAUCAAUCAAUUAAAGAUCUUCAAGAUAUCGAUCAACAGAACAAACAUAGAGGUUCAAGCUCACUAUCUUCACAUCAAGAAGAUAAACUGGCACGUCAUCGAAAAGAUAACAUUAAAACAUUGGUUUACUCUCAAUUCAAAAGACCAUUUAUAAAAAGUGAUUUUAGUGAUGGUUUAAAAGAACUAAAUCUAGGUUAUUUUAACCAUCCUAUUCAACCAGGAUCACUUCCACCAUCACUUGAAAAGUUAAACUUGGGUUCUGAAUUUCAACAAGAUAUUCUACCUGGAACCAUUCCAUCUACAUGUAAAUACUUACAUUUUGGUGAUAAGUUUAACAAAUCAAUCGUUGUAAAUAGUGAUCUAUAUAAUGUAGAAACUAUUAUACUUGGAGUAUCAUAUAAUCAACCACUCCAAGCACACUCUAUUGCAAAUUGUAAAAAACUAGUUCUUACAUCAUUCAAGUAUACCAUUCAAUGUGGUGCAUUGCCAGAAGGACUAUUAGAACUAACACUUAAAUGGCAUCAAGGUGUAGUUGAGAGUGGAGCACUCCCAAAAUCACUCCUUUAUUUAAAAUUACCUAGUUUUCUACUUGCCACUUGUCCCAACACCAUACCCGACACUCUAUUACAUAUUGAUGUUACUGGACCUUAUUCUCAAUUCCCGCUGACUGAAAUGGUAUAUCUAGACUUUAACAGUGUAUUUCCAAUUAGUCUAAUAUCACUAUCAAUACCUGAAUUUGAAAUGGAUGAACAUGGACAACAAGUACUGGAUUUGGAAAGAUUGGUUAAUUUAGAGUAUUUAAAGUGUAGGUCAUCAAUAUUGAUGAAUCAAACCAAAUUACCAAAUACUUUAAAGUGUAUUCAUAUAGUAUCGAUAUUUCCAAUACAAAGACCACCUAUACUCAAAACUAUGUCCAGCAGUAGUAGGGAUAUACUGGUAACAAUGUCAUUUGACUUACCAUCUGAACACCUUCAUACAACCAAUAUCCAUCUACCAAUACGGACAUUGUUAGAAGAUAAUGUAACAACGAUUAUCAUCCAUUUCAAAGUACAUGGAUAUAUGGCAGUUGUAUCAUUCCAACUACGUGAUUUUGGAAGUCACUAUAACUUCUUCUUUGAUUUCCAUCGUUGGCAAGAUGAUUUCUUCAAAAGACAAAAAUAUGAUAAAUACUUUUUUAAUAAAAAAUAUUUUUGA
Messenger RNA from Cavenderia fasciculata, 1197 nucleotides. RefSeq lists its product as uncharacterized. Lineage: Eukaryota; Evosea; Eumycetozoa; Acytosteliales; Cavenderiaceae. The record is from RefSeq and is a predicted model, not a curated record. The coding region runs from base 1 to 1197 and encodes 398 amino acids. The transcript is spliced from 2 exons.